This is a messenger RNA of Ictalurus furcatus (blue catfish), 1113 nucleotides long. RefSeq names its product acireductone dioxygenase 1 (gene adi1). NCBI's taxonomy places the organism in Eukaryota, Metazoa, Chordata, Actinopteri, Siluriformes, Ictaluridae. The transcript has 4 exons. Gene Ontology annotation, molecular function: acireductone dioxygenase [iron(II)-requiring] activity. Bases 200 to 742 code for a protein of 180 amino acids. The record is from RefSeq and is a predicted model, not a curated record.
GUAAGAGUUGUUGUUUUUUUUUUGGCAUUAAACGCCUAUACUAUGUAUUCGGUAAUUUAUAAAACGAGGUAAAAAGACACGGCUUUUAUUUUGAAAAGUGCUAGCCGUCUGUGAUUAUGCUACACACGUGCUUAAAACUCAAUAGAAGAAUCGGUUCGGGUUUAUGAUCUCUGGUUAGGAUUAAGUAGUGUUCUUCAUCAUGUCCGUCCUGGAGGCUUGGUACAUGGACGAGUCCACUGAAGAUAAGAGACUGCCUCAUAAAUUACACCCCAAUCAUCCAGUGAGUCUACAGGAGCUCCAGGACGUCGGGGUUUGGUACUGGAAGUUAAAUGCUGAUAUCUAUGAACAUGACCCCGAGUUGCAGAAGAUCCGAGAAGAAAAAGGUUACUCCUACAUGGACAUCAUCGACGUUCACCCGGAUAAACUGCCCAACUACGAGGAUAAAUUAAAAACCUUCUAUGAGGAACAUCUGCACCUCGACGACGAGAUCCGUUACAUCCUGGACGGAAGAGCGUACUUUGACGUUAGAGACAAAAAUGACCGCUGGAUCCGAAUUGCACUGAGAAAGGGAGACAUGAUCACACUGCCAGCUGGAAUUUAUCAUCGAUUCACGAUGGACGAGACUAACUACACUAAAGCCAUGAGGCUGUUUGUAGGCGAGCCGGUGUGGAAGGCCUACAACCGACCAGCUGAUCACUUUGAAAUUCGCAGAAAGUAUGUGGAUUCACUCAAGUGCUCCUGAGUAGCAUCGAGAUCGGGAGAUUAACGGUUAUCAGUUUCUAAAUAGAACUCAAUUGAUAUGGAGUAACAGAAAUUAUUUCAUAAAUGUAGUGUGGAAAAAUAUGGUAGCCUACAAGACAUACAAAUAUAUUUUUGCGAUCUUGUCAAUCCUGAAGCUAUUUCAACACCACAGUAUUUAUGGUGCCUUGAUUUUUUAUGUUAUUUUUAUGAAGUAUUAAAUCUCGGCAUUGAGUUGAUCAAGCUAGAAUUAGCACCGUUAGUAUCAGAAGCAGGAAAUAUUAUUAUACUGAGGUGUAGAUGAAACUACUGUACGCUUGCUUACUGCAUGUAGUGUUCAGAUCCAAUUAUUGUGAAUAAAAUUGCAGAGGUUUA